This is a messenger RNA of Phaedon cochleariae (mustard beetle), 6469 nucleotides long. Lineage: Eukaryota; Metazoa; Arthropoda; Insecta; Coleoptera; Chrysomelidae. The record is from the annotation of a GenBank genome assembly.
GAACUGAUAUAACAAUAGCAGCUUGAUAAAGAACACUCAAAAAUUUUACACUCCAAAUUUAUAGAAACUUGAUCAAAGAUGAGUUCAAAGACUACAAAGUGAAUUUCUCAAUGUCAGAAGUGCAAGAAGAUGUUGAUGCUUUCAUAAAAUUGUUUUGUGACAAUGAUGUUGCCCAUACUGGUAUCGCCAUGGGAACACCGGGCGAUAAGGCCAGCGUCGGUGAGGUAGUGAAGACAGCGCCGCCGGCCCCGGGGCAGCGCGACCGCCCCCAGCCGCCCGCCCCGGACUGCCGCCCGCCGCCCUUGCCGCCUGAUCCGCCUCCGGGCGGCCCAAACGCCGGCAUGGGCGUGGUCGACAGGCCGCCGACACAGGUCCAUCAGGCUUUCGCCGUGGGAACAGGGUUGUCGCACAUAGAUGACUACUACUCGCAAACCAAAUACUACGACUAUCAGCACCCCGCCUACGCCAACCCGUCCAAACAGAAGACGACAUUCCCCUCGACCGUUCCAGAUCCGGGGCAGGGGCCCUCCGGCCUGCAAACGCCCAAAACGAAAACGACCGUCGCGACGACGAAACCGAAGAGGCCGAAAAAGCCCGCCGAAGAGCCUGUCGCGACGCCGACGCUUGUCGGCAAGGAGCACAAGUGCCGCGACUGCCACAAGGGGUACGCCACCCCGGAAAAGUUGGCAAAACAUCAGCAAACGCACACUGGAUCAUCGUCACCUUUCAAGUGCGACAACUGCAAGAAAUUGUUUACAUCGAAAUUCAAACUAGUUAGACACGCUCUCAUCCAUUCAGACCAGAAACCUUUUAGUUGUAUGGUGUGUGAUAGGACGUUCCACAGAAAAGAUCAUCUCAAAAACCACAUCAAGGUUCACAGUCCAUCCAAGGAGGUUCAUGUGUGCAAUUCUUGCAAGAAACAGUACACGUCAUUAUUAAGUUAUAGGAAACAUCAAGCUUUUCAUUCGGCCGAGGAAGGAAAUCUUACUUGCCAAAUGUGCUCUGAAGAUUUCGAAACGAAAGAAGCCAUCUUAUACCACUUGAAGAUCCACGCUGGCAGCAGGACGGUGAAGAAUCCGAACGAGAAGAAAUUCACGUGUGAUCAGUGCGACCGCAAGUUUUUUACGAAAAAGGAUGUCAGGAGGCAUCUUGUAGUACAUACAGGUAAACGCGAUUUCCUAUGUCAAUACUGCCCCCAGCGCUUCGGUCGCAAGGACCAUCUAGUUAGACACAUAAAAAAAGCGCACCACAUCAGAUACAGGCCCGACGAGACCGCCACCGCUGCCACGAUUAAGACCGAGGUGGGCGCCGAGGCCGUCAAGACCGAGAUGUCGGAGAGCAGCCUGUCGAACGCCGCCACUGAGGAUUUCGCGGCCGACUUGGACUUUCCGCUGAAGAAUAUAUCCGAAGAGACUCUGACCACGCUGCUGGAAGUGGAGAAUUUGGGGUUGGGACUGCCUGCGGCGUCGGAGGAAGGGGAGCUGGAAGACUUGGGGAACACCAUCCUGGAGGAAAUAGAGGGCCCCACCGAGGCGACCAGGAUCAUGUUGAGCGACAACUUGGAUGCUAGUCAAGACGUGUUAGACGAGGUGGUGCUGAACGAUCCCGAGCUGCUGCAGCGGCUGCUGGAGGCGCCCGCCGACAAGAAUCUGCCCUUGCCCGGGUUCAGUCAGACGUUCCAGUCGCCCCCGCCAGGGGGCGGUCAGCCCCUGUGAGGGGGUGGCUUUCACCCGGUUCGGAUCGGACCCAUGUGGGUCGAGGUUUUACUGCUAUGAGGUAAUUUACUGAUGGCUUUCCUCAAUGUGUUUUUUGUUUUGUUUUAGGGAGUGUUUGGGAGAUGAUUCUGAAAUAGGUUAUGAUACAUAUCAAACUCAUGAUUGUCGCCAUGAAUAUAAAUCUUGAUAUAAGUCGCCUGCACAUUAUUUGUGAUCUAAAAGUACUGUAGUCACAUUGUUUUUAUUCGCAAAUUUCGUCAUUCCUCUUUACAAGUCCUGCAACUUUUUUUUAUUUAUUUAUUCACGGGAUAAACCCCAUUACAGUAUAAAUUUAAAAAAUAUAUAAAUAACAUAUUUGAAUGUACCAGACACAUAAGUAAGUAUAUGAAACAUAUACCUACCCAACAAUGGCGAUAUAACUAGUUUACACAUGAAUAUAUGGAAUAGAUGAGACUAGAAACCCUAUGAAACUAACAAUAACAAAUUCGAUGGCUAAUCAAAUGCCACUCUCUUCUACUUACAAGCUAUUCAAUGAUUUUUUUAAACAUAUUGUAAGACAAUCCAAAUAUAUUGAUGUUCAUGUCGUUCAAUAUCUUCAGAGUUCUUUCCAAGGGUGCAUGCUUGCCAUAAUUUGUGAAAUGGAAUGGUAAGUGAAAUAACAAUUCAUGUCUAAGAUUCCUCUUUGGAACGUUGAAGUUAAUCGACUGGAGUAAUUCCGGACACAAUAUAAGUCCAUUGAGGAGUUUGAAUACAAAACAAAGAUCUGCGUGAGUUCUUCUUGUUUUCAACGUUUUAAGGUUGAGUUCACGUAAAUUAUCUGAAUAAUCGUGGUUUUGUAUAUGAAUACCUGAUCUAUAUGCACAAAAUCUCAAAAAUUUAUUUUGUACCCUUUCUAAUGAAUUAGAGUGAAUCUGCCAUAGAAGCUAAUGGAGUGAAAAUUUCUACAACCCACACGACCAUAUUUCGUCAACAUGUCAGAUACUCUCGUUUGAUUGCAGGAUUCCAACUUUCUUGCAUUUCACUUCACAAAUCUUUCUAUCAACUCCUAUUGCCCAUAUAUGAAAUAGGUUAUGAUACAUAUCAAAGUCAUAAUUGUCGCUAUGAAUAUAAAUCUUGAUAUAUGAGUCGCCUAUACAUAAUUUGUGAUUUAAGAGUACUGUAGUCACAUGGUUUUCAUCCGCAAAUUUUGUCAUUUCUCUUUAGAAGUCCUGUCACUUCUACCAUAGAAGUUAAUAGAGUGAAAAUGUCUACAACCCACACGACCAUAUUUCGUCAACAUGUCAGAUCCUCUCGUUUAAUGACAGGAUUCCAAGUAUCUUGCAUUUCACUUCACAAGUCUUUCUAUCAACUCCUAUUGCUGAGAGAAUUCUGAAGAGAAAUGACGAAAUUUUAAAACAGAAGCUUCGUGAGUGACUCGAAUUAUUUUAGAUCACAAUUUACCUACCUGAAAAAUCGUAUUCCUUCGUCUCUCGCUGCGUUUUUUGUGCAUUUCACAACAACACAAUGUGAUGGAAUGAUUGAAUAAAUAGAUAGCCGAAAUUAUUCUGAAGAACUAUUUCAAUCGUUUGUAAACGAACAGGAAAAGUGAGGUUGUUUUAUCUUCAGGGUCGGUCAUCUGUCAAAUGUGCACGUGACCUAUUAUUUCGACGAGGAGAGAAAAUUACAAAAAUUUUGAGAAUCCGGAAUUUCGAGCUUUAUAAUACAAAAUAAAUUAACUGUACCAUGUGAAAAAAGAACUAAAUAUUCCAAGAAUAUUUUUCUUAUCUUUUUUAUUACAUAUUUAUUGUUUUAUUACAUUGAAAAUUCAUCUAAUUUUUUUGUACAUAUCCUGAAGUACUGAAUCAAUUCAUUUUCAGCCGAAUAUUCAGUCCUGAGGAAUCUCCUGAAACAGGUCGAUUAUCAAUCUCAAUUUUUCACAUUCAUGGGGGAAAAUUGAAUACACAGGGUGAUCCACGUUUCAAUUAUGACGUCCGCGACAGUUGUUUCAAAAGGAACAUCAUAAUAUCAUUCAAUUCUUGGAAUCUCCAUGGAAAGCUGAUUUCAAAAAUAUAAUAUCACAUUUAGAGUUUGUAUACAGUUCUUCAUUGUCAUCAAGGGAAUACCGAUGACGUCAUUUCUCCUAUACGAGUCAUUCUGAAUGAUAUUGAUAUUCAUUUGAUUUGGAAAAAUGCCCAAAUGUAAAUAGAAUUAUGCUUUUAUUUUUUUACAAAUUGGACCCCACACAAAAACAUAGGAAGGCUCUGGAUUGAAUUGUCUGAAAUUUUACUAUGUUGUUGUGGGAUGGCUCCUAAGAUGUGGCAAAUUGAGAUCAAAAAUCGAUCCGUUUCAGGAGGUUACUCAGAAAUGGAGCAUGAGGAGAAGCGCCAUAUUUCAGAAUCAUCCCUUAUACCCCUUUCUAAAAUGUCCUGAAAUGUAUCUCAUUCAGGAAUUUAAUAGACUUCAAGAUACUUUUCACUGGGAGUAAAUAAUCAAAAGUUCAAGUGCGAAGAAGUUUUGUGUCAAAUUGAAAACUUACAUGUCUCCAUACUGAAUACAAAGACAAAUAUAUAUAUUCCGAAUUCAACUGACAGUACUGAAUCUGAUGAUUUUUUAUUCUGAAAUCAAAAAUAUUACUGAAAGUGAAAGAUACUUUUGAGCGGACAUACUAUUCAUUCCAAAUAUUAAGACUCAACAUUCUGCUGAAAUUGUUGACUAUCAAAAGGUAGUGUGGCUUCAGUGAACUGUCAUUAUUUUAGAGGGGGAAAGAAUUUCACAUUUAUUUUCGUUGUUUUUUAAACAUGAAGUCUUGUCUAAUCAAUAAUAAAUCAAUAAUAUCAAAUUCAAUAUCAAAAAAUGUCUGAUAUUGAAAUAAUUGACGCUGAGAAUAAUAUUCAAAUUUCACCAGCUGAUCAACUGCUGCUGAAUACUGAUGAAAACCAUGAAAACGUGUUCCGAUUUACAGCACUGUACUUUUGAUUUCAUAUUUCGGAACACUGGUUUUCACGGUACUAACCAGGUGGAUUCGGAAUGUUGCCAAAAUAAAAUGGAAUAAUAUUUUUGAUUUUCGAGCAACAAUUAAAUCAAGUAUUCACUCCAAUUCAGUAGCUACUUACUCAAUCUUUACUGCUUCAUCUUUUCUUUAUUCAAUUCCCAAUAUUUUUCACCUCAUGAACCUCAAAAAAAUGAGAUUUACAAAAAAAUAGUGUAAUUCAUAGUCAUUCUUUAACAUUGUUGUUUACUAUGUUACUAUCAAUUAUUGCAAAGCAAUCUUAUUGAACUUUUUAUUUAAUUUUAUCUUUUUAAAUCUCUCAAAUGUUAUUAAAGUUUUAAGAGAGAUAAUAAUAUUGAAUUUAUUCUUUUAUAUUGACUAUGUUGGUAUAAUUCAAAUUUUAUUAACACGUUGAAGAAACUAAAAUAUGCUGAUCUGUUAUUCCUUCGACUAGAAACAAAAUAGAAUCCAUUGAAUUGUGAUUUUUAGAAACUCUUAUAUUUGAUCUGAAAUAAUUCGCAAAGUAAAUAUUUUCCUGAACCGGAAUUAGUACAGAGCACAAAUUUCAAUGUUCAUCGUUUGUUGGUUUUGAAAUUUUGUCAUGAAUGUGAUGAAAAAUAUGUUUUUUUAAGAAAUCACAUUAUAUUUUGUUAAUUGGUUCAAAACUAACUUCUAGUGUGACUGUAGAAAAACGAAAAUUUACCUAAAAAUUGUGGUGCUAAAUAUAUUAUUGUUAGCUUUUUAUUAUACUAUUAUAUUUCCAAAGAUUAUAUACACAUAGAUUUUCUGAAAAUGCGAAUUCACAAUUUUUUUCUCGACUUCCAUCAAAAUUCCAAUGACCUUAUUUCAUUACUGAAAAUAUUAUGUGUGUAUAUUCUUAUAUUCAGUUGCAUUGCUUUCUAAAUUUUUAGGGCUAAAUGAAUUUGUGAUUGUAAUAUAAUGUUGGUAGUUUAGUUAUUGAAAAUUUAGAGCGCAUUGCAACUUAUGUUAGAUGUUAUUUGUUAAUUUUUAAAAUAGUAUCAAUAACUCACCAACUUAAAGAAAUCCAAGUACAAAUUCAUGAGAAGCAUUUCGCCAUUUUCACGUUUAUUUAUUUUUUUAUGGAGAUUAUUGAAAACGGCGAAUCAGAUAUUAUACAAAAUACACCUACCUAUGUGAGGCUGAUAAUAUAGUUUUGUUUAGUUUGCAUUAUUUUACAUUCGAAACAAACAAGAAAUUCAAGCUAUGAUUUUAUGGCACAGUUGACAAUAAUUUGGAUCGAAAUUAUUUUCCUUCACUGGUAGGGACUAAGAUUAUUCAGUACUUUUUUGCAGUGGUCUUCAAUAUUUAGUAAAAAAAGUAAAACCCAAAUGGCAAUGUCCAAAUUCAUGUGUAUUGACAAAAGUAUUUCUAAAAUUCAAGUGCUUACAAAAUGGUAUUGUGAAGGAAAAAUUGGUUGUAUUCAAAAUUUACUGUGAAUCAAACUGAGUAAUCACCAUUUUAAUUUAAUUUUUUUCAAGUUUAUGGUGUAUUUUGUUUUUCAAUCCGAAACUAAACAAUUAAUCUACCUCAUUUUGCAACAUUUCAUGCUGUACAAUCAGCUAGUCAUAGUUUUUAAGAAAUAAUAGUUUUUAUGUAUCUACUGUAAAAUAAAACAAAUACAUUUCACCAGCACUUGUGUUGUAUAUGAAAGAUAAAUGAGUAUAUUUCAAAACAUAUUAUGUACAGACUAUAUUUUUAUACAAAUUAUAGUAUUAUUUAUAUUUAUAUUUGUUUCAUUCAUAUGAGAUUUGGCAUAGUACGUCUG